CCGUCGGGCAGACUGGCAGUUUCAGUCGGUCCUCGCUCGCAGCAGCGCACCCGCACCAGCACCAAGACCAGCAGGGCCAGCACCAGCACCAAGACACCAGACGGCAUCGGCCCAGGUGGUGUGCAGUCGACUAACGAGGCCCUUCUUGCGCUCGGACUCCGGGCGCACAUCGUGGUCCCUUUUGUUGACUAG
Molecule: messenger RNA, 192 nt
Organism: Bipolaris zeicola 26-R-13
Lineage: Eukaryota; Fungi; Ascomycota; Dothideomycetes; Pleosporales; Pleosporaceae
Exons: 1
Source: RefSeq, a predicted model, not a curated record